AUGUCCGAUUCCCCCCAAUCUCCUCCCAAGGACGUCGACCAUGGCGCACAAUCACCAGACGAGGAAGGACAAAUGAACGAGAAUCAAGACCCACAGUCGGCCAAUCUGGCGAGCUAUGAGUUCGAGGGCGUUAAAGAACAGGAUCGGUGGCUGCCCAUAGCCAAUGUCGCCCGAAUUAUGAAGAAUGCCCUUCCGGACAAUGCCAAGAUAGCGAAGGAGGCCAAGGAGUGCAUGCAGGAGUGCGUGAGUGAGUUCAUCUCGUUCAUCACGAGCGAAGCCUCGGAAAAGUGCCAGCAGGAGAAGCGAAAGACCGUCAACGGCGAAGAUAUUCUGUUCGCGAUGACGUCGCUCGGCUUUGAGAACUACGCCGAAGCGCUCAAGGUUUACCUCUCCAAGUACCGCGAACAACAGAACCAGUCCAACAGAGAGCGUGUCAUGGAAAACUCGUGGGGUGGCUCGAUGAUGCCCGGCGAGAAGGGUGAGCCAUCAGCCGCCGGCGCGGAGUAUGGAACUGCGGAGGGCGCUGCUGGCGCGGACGGCAGUGCGGACCCCAACUACAUGUACGGCUCGCAUCCCGCCCACAACGGCGCCGGCGCUGCUGAGGGGUACUAA
Messenger RNA from Purpureocillium lilacinum, 612 nucleotides. RefSeq lists its product as uncharacterized. Gene Ontology annotation, biological process: regulation of transcription by RNA polymerase II. Gene Ontology annotation, cellular component: CCAAT-binding factor complex; nucleus. The record is from RefSeq and is a predicted model, not a curated record. Gene Ontology annotation, molecular function: DNA-binding transcription activator activity, RNA polymerase II-specific; RNA polymerase II cis-regulatory region sequence-specific DNA binding; protein heterodimerization activity. Lineage: Eukaryota; Fungi; Ascomycota; Sordariomycetes; Hypocreales; Ophiocordycipitaceae.